Messenger RNA from Eufriesea mexicana, 1166 nucleotides. It is a transcript of the gene Mlc-c, whose product is annotated as Myosin light chain cytoplasmic. Gene Ontology annotation, molecular function: myosin heavy chain binding; calcium ion binding. The record is from RefSeq and is a predicted model, not a curated record. The transcript is spliced from 3 exons. The coding region runs from base 569 to 1036 and encodes 155 amino acids. Gene Ontology annotation, cellular component: myosin II complex. Lineage: Eukaryota; Metazoa; Arthropoda; Insecta; Hymenoptera; Apidae.
AUGAAAUCUUUAACACCAAUCAGAAUAAAAUUAAAGAGAAGCAAAUGGUUUGUUCUCGAUAUUCAAUUUAGGUCAAGAAUAUCGUUUACCUUAUUAGACCCACCCUGGUGACAUCGAAUUACGUGUCGCUGAUUUCCUUUUAUGGUUAGGCACCUGAAAGCAAUAACAGCAGAAAAGAAGAAACGAAGACAGAUUCACGAAUAGCACUGAAUCGUAACGACUGUACAACCUUUAUAUUCAGUUUUAAAUCGUUUCUGAAUGUAGUUUUAUUGGUAUAUCUUUGUUGUAAAGAACAUAUAAUUGCGGUACAAACUUUAAGAUUUCUUAAUUUUCUAUAUUGUUACUUUCGUUUAAAAAGUGCUACGUAAUAUUUCUCACAUAUUCUCUUCACUUUUACGCGUAUUUGUUGCAAUUCUCAUUACCCUUUUUUUUCACUGCUUAAAAGGUGGAAUUUUAAUAUUUGAUAUAAUUGCUAUACAUAUACGCACACGUGUGUACAUACUCACGCGUGCGCACACACACACACACACACACAUACACACACUCAAGUGUAUAUAUACAAUACAAAAUGUAUGAAUAUAGUUAUCAAGAAUUAACUAACAGAAUGAUGUCAUCAAUUGAGGAAUUUCAAGAGGCAUUUCAACUGUUUGACAGUCGAGGAGACGGAAAGAUUCAUGUAGCUCAAAUUGGUGAUGCAUUGCGUGCUUUAGGGCAAAAUCCAACUGAAUCAGAUGUCAAGAAAUUUACCCAUCAACAUAAACCUGAUGAGCGUAUUAGUUUUGAAGUGUUUUUACCAAUUUACCAAGCUAUAAGUAAAUCCCGCACAUCUGAUACUGCUGAUGAUUUUAUAGAAGGAUUACGUCAUUUUGACAAAGAUGGGAAUGGUUUUAUCUCUUCUGCUGAAUUAAGACAUCUUUUGACCACACUAGGUGAGAAACUUAGCGACGAAGAAGUAGAAACCUUAUUGGCUGGUCAUGAAGAUUCACAGGGUAACAUUAAUUAUGAAGAUUUUGUUCGUCAAGUGAUGUGUGGUUAAAUUUUUAUUUCAUUAGAUACAAGUAAAUAUUGAUCAUAAAAAUUUGUAUCCAUCAUAAAAUUUUUUGUAAGCAUUUAAUUUUUCUGAUUUACUUGUACUGCAUUUUCUUUUUACAUGAUAUUACAUAAGA